Molecule: messenger RNA, 6340 nt
Organism: Drosophila virilis
Lineage: Eukaryota; Metazoa; Arthropoda; Insecta; Diptera; Drosophilidae
Molecular function (GO): carbohydrate binding
Source: RefSeq, a predicted model, not a curated record
CGCUCAAGUGCUUGGCCCGCUUCUGUGCCAAGAGCUGCGUUUCAGUCCUUCCUCGCUUCGCACCUUAGUCAGAGCCAAUCUCACAAUAUCGGACGCCAGCCAUCAAAGUCAUCGCCGAGUCUGGCGUUUCAUCAGUUCUGUCGCGAACUGCGUGUUCAAUAUGAAACCUCUGGGACGCUUGCGUUCCCGUGCAAGUGAAUUGAAUUAAGGCACGGUUUAUUUUUGAACGGAAUAAUCGAUCAGAAUUUUAAUUAAACGGAGCAAACGCAAAUGUAUCAUGAUUCAAAAAAGUUCUGUGCCAAAGUGAAUGGAAAGUACACCUUAAAUUCAAUUAUACGAUCUGAAAAAACCCAAAACUUCAAGAAUUGGAAAAAUUCGUAUAAUUUGGUGCUCGAAUGUGUAAACGUUUUUGGAAAAGUUAAACUAUUCAAGUUGUGAAUCAGUCAAUGAAGCUUGUGUACGAAAUGGUUUUGUUUUUCUACCAUGGCCCAUAUAUGUGGAUGGGAUUGUGAAAAUUGUCUGGCCAUAAUUCUCCGCAAAUUGCGAUUGAAGGAGGUCAACGACAAAUUUGAAUCGCUACAAACUCGCUUUGUCGGCGACUCAGCAAAUUAACAUACCACCAAAAGUGAAUGUUGCUGUUAACGGAACUAGCAUAAAAGGCUCCUUUGGACUCUAUUACAAAUAGAUUCAUCCAAGCAAACAAAAGCCAAGGCUACUUAAGUGAUAAAUAAGCAUUCAAAUAUACAAUAAUACAUACAACAUUUGUGUGCUUAGAAGUGUGCCCAAUAGAAAAGAAAUUUCAAAUAAAUUUAACGCUGACUGCCGAAAAGUCUGUCCUGACAAAGUUUUAUGAACCGUGUUGUGCGUCUUGUCAAGAAAUCGACCCAAUUAAUGAGAGAUUUUGACAGUGAUGUGACGGCCGAAAAAAUAGAAUAAGCCAAAUUGUCAUCAAAUAAGCCCGCGUUAGUUGGCUUAAGUGCGACUUUGAUUGAAUACGUCUGGAAUUGUCUGACUUAAAAUACUUACUAUGCCGCAACGACAACUCACAUUGGAUUACAAAUAAAUGGAAAACUUAUAUCAAUCUUGAACUUUGACUGCAAGCACAGCCCAUUCGCUGUCUUGAUCCAAAAUCAAGUGUCCUGUAUGCAGGCCUGAGAAGUACUGAACAAAGCGACAAACAGAUCAAGUUCUUAAAUAUAUGCGAUAUUUGCUUAACAAGUGAAGGCAGGCAGCCUAAAGAAAAACAAUCUAACAAUCUAAGCUCUGACACAUUCAGUCAAUUGAGCUGGCCCUUUCAGUCAGGGCUCUAUUAGCAUAUGCUCUGAUGCAGCUGCUGGCCGAGAGCCUCAAGCGAAGCGGAAAUAAGUCCAUUUAGGGAGCGGACAGCAGAACGGCUCCGAGCCGGGAACGCCGCGGCUGGACUCUAAUUGCAGAUGAGCAUUGCUGCUGUCGGAACGCAAACGAAUUGUGCGUAGGCCUUGCAAAGAACGUCUAACUACAUAGAGAAAUCCUUUGUCGAAGGAAGGGCUCCGUUUUGCUAACUGGUGACAGGCCCGCCCCACGGCAAAGGCUUCGAGAUGGAGAUAGAGAUGGUGCCACAAGCCAGCCCGACCCGGGUCCGCACGCGGUCUCGCCUCGGCUGCCUGCGUCUAGGACUCGCACUGCUGGCCUUGAUAUUGGCGCAGUCCUUUGACUAUGUUCUGUGCGGCGAGAAAUUGGCUCUUUUAUCGGCCACACUGCGCACAUAUCAGAAGGCGGCCUGUGAUACGGAUCAGGUGGUAAUUGCUUGCCCGCGCGGCACCAGCAUUUCAAUUGAAUUUGCUCAGUACAACAAGUUUGUGGCGAAAGAUGGCUACAGCAUUGAGGAGUUGUGUCCCAUCUCUGGCACCGUAAAGCCCGAGAUUCGUGGAAAAGCAAAACACUUGCUGCGGGGCUCCAUUUUUGGCUCCACCUCGCAAAAAGUGCCCGCCAAUCGCUAUGUGAACGGCGGCUAUGCCAUUGCAGUCGAAGUUCCUACUAGCACCAGUGGACCAGGAGGAACCAUUACCGAAUCUUCAGCGGACAAUGCUCAAAAGAGCGACAGCUCAUCUGAAAACUGCAUGUGGCCAAAUGCUCUUCAGUACUCCUUGUUGCAGACUGUGGUGGAGGCCUGCCAGAAGAAAAAGCACUGCAAGUUUCACGGAUCCCCACAGUUUUACGGACUGGGCGCCAGCGGAGUGGGCGAUUCAUCCGGCACCAGCAGCUAUCACAGCAGUACAGCCAGCUCCAAUGCAAUCAGCAACGACCCCUGCCCCAAGCGCAGGAAAAUCGUCGAAGUCGCCUACAAAUGUCGCCCAUAUGAGUUCCGCAGCAAGGUUGCCUGCCACAACGAUGUCGCCCAGCUGGAAUGCAAUCCAUACUCGCGGAUUGCCGUUUACAGUGCAAGCUUUGGACGCACGGAAUAUGAGAGCAUUCAGUGUCCACAGCCGCAGGGCGUCCGCGAGGAAACAUGCCUUGCCUCGUUCGCCACGGAGACUGUGAUGCAAAUUUGCCAUGGACGAAGGCGCUGCAACUUGGCCGCUGAUGCGAAUACCUUUGGUACCCCGUGUCAGCCAAACUCGCGAAUGUAUUUGAAGGUUGUUUACACAUGCGUGCCGAAGCAAGUGUUAAAGGAGAGCAACGAGUCAGAGGUGGAGGCUGACGAAAUGGAGGACUUUGAGGGCGACAUCAAUGACCUGUACGACGAUGAGCUCAUCUACAAAGAGUCGGAGGCCAUUCCCAAGCUGUACAGCAACACAACCAAAACAGUUGCAGGCAACGGAACUAGCGGCGGCGGUCUCGCUGCCAACUCCAAUCCAGAGGGUAUUCACACCGUAACAAACGGCUCACUGGACUCAGAUGUGGAUGGCAGUGGCGUCAAUCCGGUGAUGACACACAGCGCCGACUUAAGUCUGGAGGACGACCAGCAGCGUCUCUAUUUAUAUCUCUUAAUUGUCGGAUUGGUCGGUGUCCUCUUCUCCAUUCUGACUGUGGCCACGCGCCUUGUGCUACAGAAGCGGCGCAUGGCCAGUGACACGCAGUCCAAUUCAUCUACAAAAGGGGGCACCGCUGGAGGCCUGGGCGACGAGACGACCAUCCCAAGCGGCUUCAACGACACCAUUUCCGAGAUUGACGCCGACAUUGACCUUACCACUUCCAUACCAGUGCCCAGCGUAUCAAAAAACGAGAACUACAUCACUUACGCGCCUGCCAGCAGCUUGUAUACUAGCCUAGCGCCUAGCCAGCUGGCGACAGUUGGCGGACCCUGCACGGCCUCCGGUUUGAUUCCCAACCCCCUUUUAAUGGGUGCAAGGCAGUCGCCGGACCUCAUCGGCAUGUCGCCAAACACCUAUGUAGCUACAAGUAGCGCCGGCAGCGCACCUGCUGCACAGGGCUCCAUGGCGAGCAUUUUGACACCGGCUAUUGUAAUUGGCGGGAACGAUCCUAGUGGAACUUUGCCCGGAAGCAGUGGCUUAAACACCAUGUUGCCCAUUACAUCUCUGACCCAGUACACAACGGCGCCCACCAUUCGCGGUGGCUACAUCAUUAAUGCCGAAGCCAUGAGCGUGCUGCAGCGACCAAGCAACACACCGACCCCACCCUCCUCUUUAGCUAGCGGCUCACCGGCGCAUCCACCGACACAACAGCCGCCGACUACAUCGCCUCUAGCAAUGACAUCGCUAAGUCAUGUGCCUGCCCCUGGCACAUCAACAUUGCGCCGCACAAAGCCCGGUACCGCAGCUAUGCUCCAUCCUCAGCUGUCCUAUGAUGGCACGGCUCCGCGUACUCUAUCAACUGGUUUACCGGUGAGCUCGCAGUUUUAUUACGGAUGACCAAGCACGGGGGACUGUGAGUCUCACGUGUAUACUACAGCCGUCAACGUGACCACCCCUAACGUCCAUAGCUAUACCAGGCAGGAUGUCACAGGUACUCAGGCACAGUCCGUCGCUGCCUCCCAUUCAGACGCUGCUCAUGUGCCGGCAGCUAGGCCCUAGCCACAAGCCAACAAUGGGCCAACAGUACCCUUGGCCACUUCUAGCAUAAACGACAAUACAAAUCUACAGGGGAAUGAACUAAGCCCAGAGACCUCCUGCCAGAAUCGGAAUCAGCAACAACAACAACAACAACAGGUGUGUAACGAGUAGAUGGCUCUCAGAAUCUGGGCAACAAUGGCUGAUGUCUGUUUUUAAAAUAUAUGUAUACAUAAAUGUAUUUAAAUGGACGAGCUUCCUGCAACUGUAAAUUACUAAUGAGUGGAACGGACACGCACUUGCAAGGUUCUAGGUCAGUUCACAGUAAGGUGCAUUCGCAUAGAAAAGUUAGGGUAGAAUAAUUUGUAGGUUAAGCAUAGAAAUGUUGGUCUGUGCAGAGUUCUGCACGUGCGUGAAUGAUAUAACCUCCUGAUUUUACAUAUGCUCUCUUACUUCGAUAACCUUUUGAAUUUGCAUCCCUUUUGUAAUAAAAGCUGGGUUAAUUGCUUUUUUCUCAAUGUUUAAUUACCCAAUCGUUUUCAUGGCAACGGAACGAAUUACACAUUAGUGGGAACAACAAGCGCCAGGCACGACUCUCUAUGCCAUAAAAUUAUGCGAUCCAAGCGGACAAAUGAAAACAAAUUGCGGGAGACUCAUUUAAUGUUAUCAAUAAUGUAAACGCACGCAUAAAUAUAAACACACAGAUGCCAUGAAUACACAGCAAGAACAAGCCUCAGAAUAACAAACACUCACAUACAUCAAGGAUGCGAAGCAGCAAAAUUCCCAAAGUCGUUGGCAAAGGGAAAACUAAUGGGUUGUCAGAGCCGAGCUUUGGGAUGAGAUGCGAGCCUCAUAUAUGUACAUAACUCUAUAGAUGUGUGCGUGUACGCAUACACCCCCCAUAAAUAUCACGAUAUUUCCAUUUCGCUACCAAAAGGAAUCUUCAUAAUGGUCUACACCUAUAUAUGUGAAUGAGAGAGAGAGAGUGAGGAAGAGGGAGAGAGAGUGACCUAGAGUUCAUAGCUUUUGCGCAUGUGUGUAUGUGUGCGUUGAUUAGGGCGAUGAGGCUCAUAAACGCUUUAUUGGGGGGGCUAUCAUAGAGGACAGGUUACGUUGCAGGAGGUGCCAUCAUAACUCAACCACGCCGUACAACUUCUUGUAUGAGGGAUUCACGUGUGUGCAUAAUUCAGUGGUAUGUACUUCGGAUUAAUGCGCUUUAAAUGGAUGAACGUAAUUAAUAUCCGGCUCCCGAAUAGCUAGGCCUGGGGUAUAGGAAGCGUCUGGCCAGCGAGUUAGUGUAUUGCUCCUGCGUGCCAAGGUGAGUAGGUUUCUAAUACCAAUGCCUGCUUAGCUGGAUAUACCUUGCAGUUUAGGUCUGUGUGAAUGUGGGUGGGAAUGCUGCUGCAGACAACAUUUUAAGAGAUAGUCAUAGACUUGUAUCUUCUCCGUUGCAGAUUCAUAUCUGUAAAUGCUAUAUAUGUGUAUGUGCAAAUGCAUUCUACAGCAUUUUGAGUUUUUGUUGGUCUUGUCGGUUCUCAUCUCUUUGUUAAAGUUGACUCUAUUGUUUCAAAUGUCAAGUGCCUUCCUAAAUAGCAUCUAAGUGUGUUCUUUAAUAUAAGUUGGAGUGCAUCCAAUCAACGUGUAAAUAAUCAGAACAAAAUAGAUAUAUAUAUAUAUAUAGCCCAAAUACAAUACGAUAGUACUACUAUUCACGUUUUAAAAUAGCCACCCUACCCCCAAUUAGCCAAAUGUGUACAUAAGAUGUAUAAAAAAGAAACAUUCCGGAAAAUAGCACAAAUUAAGCAAACAAAUAGAUCGAAAUGCUGGCCGUAAUUAAAGUACAGUUGCAUCCAAAAAGAACCCGAACGGAAACAAAAACACACUUUACUAACUAGCAAAUUGUUUACAUGCGGUGUGUUUUUGUUCCUUUGGUUCUUUGUGGUCGGCUGUGAGUUGCAGUCUUCCCGGUUCGUGAAUAGAAUAGGGUAUGAUUGGAGUUAUCCAAUUACCAAAUAACAAUUAACGUAUUUUCACAAUAGAGAGGUUAUUUAAUAUAUGUAUAUAAAAUAUUCGUGUUUCGCUAAAAAUUAGCAAAUGAGCUCUGCGAAAUGCAUUAUGAAUAGGCAGUUAUCGGCUAGGCGAAUAGUUCGGGUACUUGGUAAUAUAACAACUAUUCGUAGAAUUAAAUCAUUAAAAAUACAUACAGGCGUAUAAUUAAAGACCCAAUGGCAUUUUGCAAUUCCAAUCGUACGUUUAGGUACUGCAUCAGGAAAUUCAAAAUGCUCGAUUAUAAAUAUGGAAAAUGUUAAUGGAAACCAAAGCAUAGAAUAAAGUUUCUACACUAACUAAAA